Messenger RNA from Sinocyclocheilus rhinocerous, 1122 nucleotides. Its product is annotated as C-type mannose receptor 2-like. NCBI's taxonomy places the organism in Eukaryota, Metazoa, Chordata, Actinopteri, Cypriniformes, Cyprinidae. The coding region runs from base 1 to 1122 and encodes 373 amino acids. The record is from RefSeq and is a predicted model, not a curated record. The transcript has 4 exons.
AUGGAGCUGGACACAGUGUUCAUCAUGCUUCUGCUCUCAGCCGUCUUCAGCUCGUCGGCUCCUCGUCAGUUUGAGUUUGUUCAGACGAGGAUGUUCUGCACUGACGCUCAGAGAUACUGCCGUGAGAAGUACAGUGAUCUGGCCUCAAUUGACAACAGCGCUGACGUGACCGAGCUGCUGAAGAGCGUGAACGGAGCUAGUGGCAUCUUUGGCGUCUGGAUCGGGCUGAUGAUGACCCUCAGGAGUGAAUGGAAGUGGUCUCUGGCUGACCCAGCGUUUUACACGGCUCAUGAUUCAGUGUUUCACAACUGGGCGUCGAAUCAGACGAACAGCAGCCUAUAUGACUGCGCUUAUAUGAGUCUGAAUGGACUGUGGCAUAAUGAUACCUGUAAUAGCCAAAGGUCUUUCAUCUGCUACAAUGACAGCAGUAAAGGAUUCAUCCUUGUGCAGCAGUUGAUGAACUGGAGAAAUGCUCAGAGCUUCUGCAGAACAAAUCACAUGGAUCUGAGCAGCGUGAGGAAGCAGAGUGAGAACCAGCAGAUUCAGCAGCUCAUGAGCACUGGAGGAGUCACUGCCGUCUGGAUCGGUCUCUUCAGAGACUCAUGGGAAUGGUCCGAUAAGAGUACAUCCUCGUUUAGAAACUGGGCACCCCCUGAACCCCAAAGCACUGAAAAUGCCACAGUGCUUGUGAUAAGUGGAUCAAUAAGAGGUCAAUGGGAGGACUGGCCUUGUAAUACACAAUUUACUUUUGUCUGUCAAGAAGAUCAGUUUAUACUCAUCCAGCAGAAUCUGAGCUGGAGUGAAGCCAUGACGUUCUGCAGACAGAAUCACGUGGACCUGGUGUCGGUUCCCAGCGCUCAGAUUGAGCGGCGGGUGAUGAGCGUGGCAAAAAGAGCCUCGACGGUGGCCGUGUGGAUGGGCUUGCAUCACUACUGCAGCAUGAACAUGUGGCUGUGCGGUGAGGUGGUCUGUUAUCAGAACUGGGCCGCGGGGAACAGCACCGGACCGCACGACUGCCGCGAGCGGAGAGUCGGAGCCAUUCAGUCAUCUGGAGAUCAGCACUGGGUUAGCCUUCCUCCGACCAUCAGGCUCAAUUUCAUCUGCACCAACUCUGAGCCUUGA